GGAAAGUUGAAAAUAACAGAGGAAAACGUAGGAAGUACCAAAAGUAUCACAAAGAAGAAGAAAGAAACCAAGGAACAACAAAAUUCAUCACACGAUUCAUCUAAGAGUGAUUAUAUUCUUGUAAGAGCACGACGAGGCCAAGCCACUGAUGGUCACAGCUUAGCUGAAAGAGUGAGAAGAGAGAAGAUCAGUGAGAGAAUGAAGCUUCUUCAAGAUUUGGUUCCUGGAUGCAACAAAAUCACAAGCAAAGCUGGGAUACUUGAUGAGAUCAUUAACUAUGUC
Messenger RNA from Thlaspi arvense, 282 nucleotides. The record is from the annotation of a GenBank genome assembly. NCBI's taxonomy places the organism in Eukaryota, Viridiplantae, Streptophyta, Magnoliopsida, Brassicales, Brassicaceae.